Molecule: messenger RNA, 3695 nt
Organism: Megalobrama amblycephala (Wuchang bream)
Lineage: Eukaryota; Metazoa; Chordata; Actinopteri; Cypriniformes; Xenocyprididae
Gene: dixdc1b
Product: DIX domain containing 1b
Exons: 22
Coding region: 257-2332 (691 amino acids)
Biological process (GO): canonical Wnt signaling pathway
Cellular component (GO): cytosol
Molecular function (GO): protein binding
Source: RefSeq, a predicted model, not a curated record
GCGCAGGGUAAAGUUAGCCUUUUAUCACGACAUGGAUUUUUGAAAACACUUGCUGUAUUAAAUCUGCAGUCUCUUUAAUGUCUGUUAUUGGAAUAAUUUAAACUCGCAGUGAAGAAACCAAUGGCUGUUUCGCGCACGUGCUACUGUUUCUAGUAACCAUAGAAACUAAAUUCAGGAGUCUGCUGCAGUGAUUUACUUUUUACAGGUGGAAAUUUAUCAACUAUAUUUAUAUGAAUGCGGAUGAACAAACUUAAUAAUGAUAUCGUCGAGAAAGCGUGAGAAACCUAAGAUCAGCAAGAUGCUGCAUUCACCAUCUGUGGAGAAACCUCAGCAACUGGCUGCCUAUGUGUCUUGGGUUAAUGCACAGCUGAGGAAGAAGCCUGGACUGAAUCCUGUGAGUGAUCUACGACAGGAUCUCAGAGACGGUGUGGUCCUAGCACACCUCAUUGAGAUAGUGGCUGGGGAGCUGCUGGAUGGCAUUCAUUAUGUACCACGGGACGAUCAGGAGAAGAAGCAGAAUGUGGAGAAGGUUCUGCAGUUUGUGUCAUCCAAACGGAUCAGAAUGCCACAGACGUCUGCCAGGGACAUUGUGGAGGGGAACCUUAAAUCCGCCAUGAGGCUCAUCCUCGCUCUGGCUGCACAUUUUAAACCCUCCGCAUCAGCCAGUCACAGAGCAGGAGCUAGUGUAGGCAGGAGUUCCACUGGCUCCUCGGCCAAUCACAGACCUCAUUCCACCAUGGCCAUGGCCCAGAAUGCAGCAGCAGCACUGGCAGCGGCCAGGCAGGAUGCCGCUCGUCCUGGGCGCUCUGUCUUCCAUCUAAGACAAGAAUGGAGUCGUGGCUGCAGUGGUGAAGAGGACAGUGAGAACCCCUGCUUGAGUGUCCGAGCAUUGGUCCAGCAGUAUGAGGGACAGAAGGGGACAUCUGAAGAGGAGACAGGAGCAAGAUCCACUGGCCUCAGUUCACCGAGCCCCACUCACAGUCCCAAAGACUCCGUCAGCCUAUCAGACGUGAAGGCAGGACUGUUAGACACCUUAUGCAGGGAGAAAACCAUUAAGUCAGAGGACACAGUGAAAUUGGCCCUGUGUGACCAGGCCAUUGUCUCAGGGCAUGAUGGUCCAGCUGGUGACCUCACCUGGGAGGACAAAUUGUGUGAGCAGCAGGAGCAGCUGGAGAGGGAGAUGCAGGAGGCACGGAAAAUGGUGUCCAGCCUACAGGCUCUUCUUCUGCACGGUUCAUUACCUGAGGAUGAGCAGGAGGUGUCGCUUAGUCUGGGCGAGGGAGUUGAAAAUGCGGAGCAGCAACUGGUUGUAAUACGAAGUCGUCUGGACCAGAGUAUGGAGGAGAGUCAAGAUCUAAAGAGGGAGCUAUUGAGGUUCAAACAGGAGGCUCGCAACCUACAAGGAGUGAAAGAUGCUCUUCAGCAGCGUAUGGCUGUGCAGGAAUCCUCAGUCCUGCAGCUCAAACAGGAACUCCUGCGCACCAGUAUGGCCAAAGAUGAGCUGGCAGGACAAAAUGCUGAGCUACAGAGGAAGCUAGAGGAGAGGAGCAGAAUUCUCAGUGAAUAUAAGAAAGAACUGGGCCAAAAGGAUCGACUUCUGCAGCAGCAACAGCAGAAGCUGGAUGAGGCACUGCGCAAGCUGACAGACAGCAGCAGCCAGCAGGCUUGCCUGCAGAGGGAGCUGGAGCACAAGGAGAGUAUUCUCAAAGAGUUAAUGAGCCAUGACACUGAGCUUCCUAGCUCGCAAAACAAUGGCUACUCGCACCCACCAGUCACAACAUCAAAACCACACCAUGGGGCCGAGGAGCUGCAGUUAGUAAGAGAUGCUCUGCGUAGUCUGAGGAACAGCUUUGGAGGUCACGACCCUCAGCAUCACACUCUGGACACCCUUGAGCAAGGUGUGGCCAGCCUGAUGGAUCGCCUCUAUGACCUGGAAACACGGCACAAACAGGAAAGGAGGACCCGAGGCAAGUCUCCAGGACAUAAAGCAUCUCACUCAGAUCGAGACUCCUGGCCUCCUACUUCCAAAAUUGCUCAUUCUCACAGCAGCCCUGCACUAAACUCGUCAGCAUGCACCAAAGUCCUGUACUUUACUGACCGCUCACUCACACCAUUCAUGUUCAACAUCCCCAAGAGGUUGGGGGAGGUCACUUUGCGAGACUUCAAGGAUGCCUUAGAUCGGGAAGGCAAUUAUCGAUACCAUUUUAAAGCACUGGAUCCAGAGUUUGGUACUGUGAAGGAAGAGGUUUUCCUGGAUGAUGCUGUGGUGCCUGGCUGGGAAGGGAAAAUCGUGGCUUGGGUAGAGGAGGAUCAUGGGCAAAGAGGGACCUAACAUGAGUCAGCAAGAAUCAAAGGAAAUGGAGACAUCUGUGCCAAAAUGAAAUAACAUUGAUUUGUAACUUAAGUGUACAGAGAAUGGAAUUCUCUUCAGUGCCCUAAGAAAGUCCCACCCACCUUUUUACUCUAUCCUGCAUGAGCUGAACAGCAGAAUGACUCUGAAAGGACAUGGAGGAUCAUCCUAAGGACCACCAGAUGGUGAAAGUCCCAUCUUGCGUCUUGUCCAGACCAGUAGUAUUACACGCUUAUAACUAUACAGAGGAUGAGAGAAAAGCAACUCUGAUCUCUUUUAAAGGUCAUGCCAUUGAACAGACACCCAUUCCAGCAAAUACUUUACAGGCAGACAUACUCUUCACUGUGAUUCAAGGAGCCUUUUGUUUGUUACUAUAAUGACACCUUGGAUUUCUCAAUUCACCUACUUUAAAGUAGGUUCUGCCAGAGUACUUUUUUGUUUUUCGUUUAACCAAAAUUGAAACAAUUUUGCUGUGGAAAGAGACAAGUAGGUAAUCUUGACUGUCAAGAGUACUUGUGUGAAUGUGUUGUGAAUCUUAAGAAAGAAUAGCAGUAAAAGUAUGUGUGAAGUAUAGAGGGGAAAGGAGUUUGAAGCCUGUAGCUGCCACACUAUGAGAUUGUUUUGGGUUUUUUUAUCUUAGAGAUAGAGUUUCCUUAAAACAUAUGUUAGACACAUUCUUUAUAAUGAAAAACUCUUCCAAGGACCAAAGUAUUUUGCUUGUUUGAUAUAAGAUCUUACGAUAUCAUUCAGUAUGUCUUUUUAAAGAGCCCUCUGUUAGAAACAUUCAGACAGGUGAUGAAGGCUUUUUUGUAUGCAUGUCUUUUGAGAGUCUGCACUGAAGAUUUGACAGUAUAGCAUAAAUGUGAGAUUACUGUUCAUGAUUUUGUGGCUUUCAAAUGCCAUUUUAGGAACUAUAAGAUGUGCCGUUCAACUGCACUAAUUUGAGUUUACAGGAAAGUGCCUGGAAUCUGCUACCAGAGAGAGGUGACCGGGUUUGCCUUUUGUAUUUUUUGUUCUGUUUUAUAUUUAUGUAAAUAUGUUAAUAUAUCAGAGACAGAGCGAGGCAUAGUGCCUUUAUGCUGUAUAAAUGAUGUCCUAUAAAUACUGAAUAAUAUUUUAAAAAUAUGAAAAUGCCCCCUUUGUUUAAAAAAAAAAAAAAGCACAUAAUUACUCUCAUCAGAGAAGCUUGUAGCUAACAAGAACCAUCUAAACUCACAAUGGAUGGUGAGACAAGCAGCUGUAUGAAUUAUUGAAAUUCUGCUUUUACCCUCCUGAUUACUGCUGUUUGCAUUACUGGUUUAAGAAGAUUGUUAUUUGGUUUGCAAAUAAACAGUUUGAAGCAGUA